AUGCAGAAUAGUUUGGGUGGUUUGAUCACCACUUAUGAUUGUAAUAGUUGGUGCAAAAGAGUCGAAAUAGAGAUGAGAGGUAAUGCGGUCAUUGCGGCGCAGUUGUGCGUAACUGCGACUUUUUUGUCGCAACUGCGCGCAGUUGCGUCGCAAUCUGAUCGCAAUAGCAAACAUGGGCAAACAUUAUUUGAAUUACUUUAUUAUUGGGCUCGAGAAGACGACUUUAUGAAGAAAUUAGAGCACGAAUUAGAAAUAAGAUCAGAUCAUACUGUUAUUGAUUGGCGUAAUUUUUGUCGGGACGUAUGUGCUACUUAUUAUAUCAAUAAUCCACAACAAGUUGGAGGUGUAGGCCAUAUUGUUCAGAUUGACGAAAGCUGUUUCGGAAAACGAAAAUAUAAUCGUGGACGUGUUAUGGAAUACCAGCGAUGGGUCUUCGGAGGAAUUGAUACAACAACAAACAAAUGUUUUAUGGUUCUUGUUGAACAGCGAGAUCGAGCAACUUUGAUUCCUAUAAUAGAACAAUUUAUUUUACCAGGUUCGAUAAUCCAUUCAGAUGGAUGGAAAGCAUACAAUUCACUCAGAAAUUAUUCCAACUAUACUUAUGCUUCGGUUAAUCAUUCUAAAUUUUUUAUCGAUCCAGUUACUGGCGUGCAUACUCAGAGUAUCGAGAAUACUUGGAUGAGGGUGAAACGUAAACAAAAGAAACAAGGUAGAAUGUGUAGAUCGUUACUUCCUACUUAUCGUGAAGAAUUUGUAUGGCGUGAAGAUUUUGGUGAUAAACCGUUAAAAAAUAUUAUAUUACAAAUCAGAUCUAUUUAUCCUGUACAAUGA
Messenger RNA from Adineta ricciae, 831 nucleotides. The record is from the annotation of a GenBank genome assembly. NCBI's taxonomy places the organism in Eukaryota, Metazoa, Rotifera, Eurotatoria, Adinetida, Adinetidae.